Closterium sp. Yama58-4 is the source of this 1761-nucleotide messenger RNA. Lineage: Eukaryota; Viridiplantae; Streptophyta; Zygnematophyceae; Desmidiales; Closteriaceae. The record is from the annotation of a GenBank genome assembly.
AUGUCUCGACUACUCGCGACGGCCAGCAGGCGAGGCAAAUGUGAAUCUCCUCCGGAAGAGGUUCAACGGGGAGGAUUCCCCGCAAAGGCGCGUCAAUCCGAACCUGUAAUGUACGACGAGUCCAUGGACAAUGCCAGCAGCUUCGCAGCAACUUCCUUCAGCACCACCACCACCUCCACCGCCAUGAGACGAGGCGCAGCCAGCGGCUCAGCUGCCAAGACAGGCACGAGCGCAAACACCGGCACCACUCUGAACACCACCAGCACCACUACCACUACCACUUCUGCUUCCACCUCGAUGAUUAAUACCAAUGCCAUAGAUGGUACCGCGAGUCGCGCAGGUGCGGCCUUUGUUUCCGAAGCUGGCGUUUCCUCUGACGACGUCCCACGUGGAGCAACAGGAGUCGUUGGUUUUGACCCAGGAACGGGUUCAGGCUCGGGCGUUCCAGCAGGGUUAGGCGAAGGCUCGGGGUUAGGAACGCCUGGGAGACGAACCCCUGUGAAAGCAGCAGCGGGGGGUGAAGGCCUAACGGGGAGCUACGGUGACGAUUCCGCACAGAUCGCUGCAGCAACAGCAGCAGCCGUGGCAGCUGCUGCUGAGUCGGGGUUGGGUAGAGUGGGGCGAAGGCCUCCCCGCGUGCCGUCGACACUAGGCGUGGACGAGGAAUUCGAAGGGCCUGACACGUCGUCCCUCGCCGCGUUUCUGCUGUCGCUGAUAAGUAUCAAUCCGCGCGGGAACAAGGCGAGCUCUGACACGUGUUCGGAAUCAGGUGGGUCCUACGCGGACUCGGAUUUUGAAGAGGAGGAGUAUGAAGAGGUUGGGGAGGAGGAUAGUGCGGUGGUGGACGCGUCGCCUUUGAUGAGCCCCAGGCUGCCAGAUAUGAUGGAGGAGUCGUUCCUGCUGUCCGACACGUGUCGCUCCGUGAUUUGCCAGAGCUUGCCCGCGAUUGCCAGUGGGCGCGAGUGGGUUCUCCUGUACAGCACAUUCAAGCACGGCAUCUCUCUAUCGACCCUUUACCGCCGCAGCUCCAUGAUGCCAGGCCCCUGCCUGCUGGUGGUGACUGAGGAUAACGGCACCGUUUUUGGCGGUUUCUCAUCGCAAGCGCUUGUAGCCUCCAAUCGCAGAAAGUACCAGGGAUCCAGCGACGUCUUUGUGUUCACCACCAUUACAGGGGAACCCACGGUCUACAAGGUUACAGGGGCAAACCGCUACUUCAUCCUGUGUCUGAACGAAGCUCUCUCCUUUGGAGGCGGAGGCCACUUCGCCCUGUGCCUGCAGGAGGACCUUCUGACAGGCUCCAGCGGUGCGUGUGAGACAUUCUGCAGUCCAUGCCUCUCUAAGUCUGAGGACUUUAAGAUAAAGCACGUGGAGUUGUGGGGAUUUGCUCACCAAUCUCGAUAUGCGCCAACCAAGGCCAACUGGCAUGAACCAUCGCAACCACACGGUUUUCAUGCCAACUGUCAGAUUGGACUGGCAGCAGCAGUGAGUGGAGGAGGAGGACGGAGGUCAUUUGGCCGUGGUUGCGGCAGUCGUGCUCAUGCUGCCACGAGAGGCUCUUCUGGAGAGCAUCUUCUGUUCAGGAAAUGUGUCCAGCUGAAUCAAGAGAGGGCCGCUAUGGCUGCUGCCUGUGCCGAUCAUGGGAAGAGACAGGUGCCUGUCGUUAUGGAGGGAAGUGCCAGUUUGCACAUGGAAGGGACGAGCUUCGAGCUGUUGCACGCCAUCCCAAGUACAAGACUGAGGUCUGUAGAACUUUUAAUCUGA